GACAAAUUUACUUGACAAUUCAGGUAACCAUUACGUCAGACUUGUCAAGCAAAGAAGCACUUGUUGCGAUCGAAUAGUAGUAUAUUUGAAAGAAAAAUAAAAAAGAGUUAAAUAAAUAAAAAUCAACCGUAGUAAAUAAUUUAUAAAUAUAUAUAAUUAAAGUAGUGAUGUACGGCACGAUUCAAAUCGCCAUUUCAGUUAUGUCAGAGAAGAAAAUAGACGGUGUUGACAAAGAUGGCGGAUCUUAAAUGCACCGAGUGUUUGUGUCUUAUUCAGUUUUGAUGAAGUGAAGAAGGAAGAUAAACAAGAUUGGCGAUGAGUGCAACCGAAUCUUCCACAGAUAUGUCGAGUGAUAGCGAUGGAAGUUACUUUUACAAGACCGGAUCAUGGAAAGUUGACAGACUUAGAGCUGUUGAUAUGAUACCUCUUUUGCAAGAAAAAAUAGCAAUUCUUUCAGGGGGAAGAGACAGACGUGGAGGACCAGUUUUGACGUUUCCUGCUCGUACUCGUCCAGAAAGGUUAAAAAUAGAAGAUUUGAGACAUUUGCUAAUAUAUUUGGCAAAUAUACCAUGUGAAGAAGUUAAAGAAUUGGGAUUUUCUGUUGUAAUUGAUAUGAGAGGAACAACAUGGAAUACAGUUAAGCCAAUACUCAAAGUACUUCAGGAAAAUUUUCCAGCUAAAAUUCAUACUGCAUAUAUUAUCAAGCCUGAGAAUUUUUGGCAAAAACACCGAACUAGCUUAGGUAGUGCCAAAUAUAAAUUUGAGACUUGUAUGAUAUCAAUGGAAAUCCUCUCCAAAUACAUUGAUCCUACUCAGUUAACAAGUGAUCUAGACGGUACAUUAUCUUAUGACCAUAACUUAUGGAUAGAACUUAGAGUGGCCUUAGAAAAUUUUCUUUGGAAAGCUACUGAAGUUUUAGAUCAAACUGAAAAUUUGAAAGAAGAAUUAACAAGAAAUGAGUAUGCAGAUGAUAUUACUGGUGCAAAAUUAAUGAUUGAAGAUCAUAGUGGAAUGAAGAAGAGAGUUGUUCAAGUUCCAGUUGAAGAUAUUGAUUUAGAAGGUCAACAAGUUUUACAUAAAUUAAGUUAUGCAACAGUUGGUGGUAGUGGAGGAUCCUGUGAUUCUGGCUAUUCAAGUCGUGACAGUGCACCUGCAGGAAUUCCUGGUAAUGCAGAUUUCCAAAAUUCUAUACCACAAGUAAUGAGAUUAUUAGAAAAUAUACAUGUUUCUCGUCAACAUCUCCUCCAAUUUUGGCAUGUUCGAAAAGUGAAAUUAGAUCAAUGUUUGCAACUCAGAUUAUAUGAACAGGAUGCACAAAAGAUGUUUGAUUGGAUAUAUCAUAAUAGAGAUUUAUUCCUAAUUAAUUAUGUUGAAAUUGGCCACUCCUUUCAAGAAGCUAAAGAUCUUCAAGAAGAACAUAAUCACUUCACUAUGGCUUCAAUGAAUGUAUAUGUAAAUAUCAAUCGCAUUCUGACUGUAGCAACUAGACUCAUUGAAGGAGGCCAUUAUUCUUCAGCUACAAUUCAACAAAUUGCAGCUCGAUUAGAUAGAGCAUGGAAAGAAUUUGCAUCUGGUUUGGAUGAACGCACAACUGUGUUAGCUCUUUCUGUUUUGUUUCACCAAAAAGCUGAACAGUAUUUAGAUAAUGUUUCAACGUGGAGUCAAGCAUGUGAACUUGGUUCUUUACCUCGUGAAGUAACUGAUUUAGAAGAACUCAUUCAUCAACAUCAAACCCUUUAUGAAUCAAUGUGUCAGGCAUACACAGAAGUGCAUAGUACCAGUAAAAAACUUCUUUAUCAACUGGAUCAUCUAGUUCAAGUGUGCCAUCGACCAAAGGUGGAGGUACUUAAUGAAGGAAAAGUUUUAUUGGAAAAUCAUCAUUCAAAUAAUCACUACUGUAAUCCUGCAUCUGAUUAUUCUGAUGGUGCAAAGCAUGUUCUGUCAAUCAUUCAUGAGAUUUUAGGCCAUCACAGAACUUUAGAAUCUCUUUGGCAUGGAAAAAAAAUUAAAUUACAUCAGCGUCUUGCCCUCGGAUUGUUUCAAGAGGAUGUUCGUCAGGUACUAGAUUGGUUAGAAAAUCAUGGUGAAGUCUUUCUUAGGAAAAACACAGGUAUAGGUAAAAAUUUACAACGAGCUCGUGCCUUACAGAGAAGUCAUGAACAUUUUGAAAAUGUUGCACAGAACACUUACACCAAUGCUGAAAAACUUCUAGCUGCUGCAGAAGAAUUAGCCCAAACAGGAGAAUGUAAUGCUGAAGAAAUCUAUAGUGUUGCUCAGGAAUUAGAAGCACAUAUUACAAGUUUUGCUUCUAGAGUUGAGAGAAGACAUCAACAUUUACAUUUGGCAGUCAUGUUUUAUACUCAUGAAAAAGAAUUGUCUAAUUGGUUUGAUGAACUAAGACAAGAGUUACAGAGCAAUGAAAUAGCAGACACUGUUGAAGGAGCAGAACAAUUGUUAGAACAGUUCAGUAAACAGCGGGAUUCUACAAUUGAUGCUGCUGUAAGAACUAUUAAUGAAGGUGAUGCACUGCUUGAAGAGCUAAGAAAUGCUGGAAUUAUGUCAGAAACAGAUACUACAGGUUCUUAUGUUGCAAUACAUAAUUCUUUAGAAACACUUAGUCAGACAAGGGAAGAAUUAGAAGAUCUGUGGGCUACACGCAAACUUAAAUUAGAUAUGUGCUUACAAUUACGUUUAUUCGAAAGAGAUGCUUUAGAGAUAUCAUCCCAGCUUGAGUUAUGGGCAGAAGAAUUACAACAUAAUAAAAUUUCACAAGAUAUUCACGAAGCUGAACAAAUGUUGCAAAUUCAUAGUGAUAACGUUGGACAUAUGCAACAGACAACAUUUGAAGUGUUACAGAGAGGACAAGAGCUAUGUCAACUUUUUGAAACAUCAGGAAUCCAGUUAAUGGCAGAUAGUCAAUAUGAUGCACAUACAAGAGUCCAAGUGUUACUGGAAUUUCUUCAUGAAAGAGAAAUGGAUUUAGAAGAUAUUGCAGAAAUGAAAAGAAUUAAAUUGGAACAAUGUGUUCAUCUUUAUCAGUUUGAAAAUGAUGCAAAUCAAGUUGUAAGUUGGAUAAGAAAUGGAGAAGCAAUGCUGAGUGCAUCUUUUAUAAUACCAACAAUGCUUCAAGAGGCAGAACAGCUGCGUACAGAACAUGAACAGUUUCAAAUAGCCAUUGAAAAAACUCACAGUAAUGCUGUGCAAGUUCAGGAAAGAGCUGAAAGUUUGAUUCAAGGAAAUCAUUAUGAGCCAAAUACUAUACAUACUAUUGCUGAGGAAGUAAAUACUAGAUGGCAUCAACUUAUGACUCAUGCAGAAGAUCGCCAUAAAUUAGUUAUGGCAUCAUUAAAUUUUUAUAAAACAGCUGAACAGAUAUGUUCAGUGUUAGAUAGUUUAGAACGAGAAUAUAGACGUGAUGAAGAUUGGUGUGGAGGUGGAGGAGGAACUCCUGGAGGAGAAGGAUCUUCGCAAGAAUGCCAUGACAAAGUGACCUUAGUUUCUCAAUUAGUAACAAAACAUCAAGAACAAAAGGAAGCCUUUCUUAAAGCGUGUACAUUAGCUCGCAGAACUGCAGAAACAUUCUUAAAAUAUGCUGCUCGUUGUGUUCAAUAUUAUACAUCACAUGGAGAAUCCAAACUCAGAAUUCCAGAAGCAAAAGUAAAAGGCAUAUUAGAUCAACUCCUCAAACAAGAAAAUAAAGUACUUGAAUUCUGGACUAUUAGAAAGAAAAGAUUGGAUCAGUGCCAACAGUAUGUUCUAUUUGAACGUAGUGCAAGACAGGCUUUGGAAUGGAUAAGAGAGAUUGGAGAGCAUUAUUUAUCUAGUAGAAAUACAUUAGGAGAGAAUGCAAAAGAAACAGAAGCUCUGUUAACAGAACAUAAUGAAUUUAAAGGAAAUGCUAAGGAAACUCGAGAGAAAGUACGUUUGUUACUUCAGUUGGCCGAUAGUCUUGUAGAAAGAGGACAUGCUCAUGCAGCUUCCAUUAAAAAAUGGGUUGCUGCAGUAGAUCAGAAAUACAAAGACUUCAGUACUCGUAUGGAUUUGUAUCGUGCUCAGUUGGAACAAAAAUUAGGGCUUCAGUCAGAAGGUGAAAGCAGGGAUUUAUCAUUAGAUCGUAAUAGUGAUCCUUCUCUUGAUGCUAAAGUAAAAGAAGUUACAGUAAAGGAGCUAAAUGAAGAGAAGAGAAAAUCUGCUAGAAGAAAAGAAUUUAUUAUGGCCGAAUUAUUACAGACAGAAAGAUCUUAUGUAAAAGAUUUAGAAACAUGUAUUAAUACUUAUCUGGCUGAUAUGAAGAACAUAGAACGUGAUAUACCAAUUGGUAUAGCUGGGAAACAUAACAUUCUGUUUGGAAAUAUGGAAGAAAUAUAUGAUUUUCAUAACAGCAUAUUUUUGAAAGAGCUAGAAAAAUAUGAAACUAUGCCUGAAGAUGUUGGCCAUUGUUUUGUUACUUGGGAACAAAAGUUUGAGAUUUAUGUUAAAUAUUGUAAAAAUAAGCCUGAAUCUAAUUCUUUAUUAGUACAACAUGCUGGUACAUUUUUUGAGGAAAUUCAACACAUUCAUAAUGUUCCUCAUCCAAUUGCUGCCUAUUUGAUAAAACCUGUGCAGAGAAUUACUAAAUAUCAAUUACUUUUGAAAGAUUUAUUAUCAUGCUGUGAAGAAGGACAUGGUGAAAUUAAGGAUGGUUUGGAAGUAAUGUUAAAUGUUCCUAAAAAAGCCAAUGAUGCUAUGCACUUGAGUAUGCUGGAUGGAUGUGAUGUAACUUUAGAUCUGCUUGGUGAAGUUAUACUUCAAGAUAGUUUUCAAGUUUUAGAACCAAAAUCUCUUAUUCGCAAAGGACGUGAACGACAUAUAUUUUUGUUUGAACUUUAUCUUUUAUUUAGUAAAGAAGUCAAAGAUUCAAAUGGAAAAGCAAAGUAUCUAUAUAAAUUAAAAUUAUUGACAUCUGAAAUUGGUAUUACUGAACAUGUUGAAGGUGAUGAAUGUAAAUUUGCUGUUUGGACUGGAAGAACACCACUUCCAGAAAAUAAGAUUAUUCUUAAAGCUUCAUCAUUAGAAACCAAGCAAAUGUGGGUGAAGAAAUUAAGAGAAGUAAUACAAGAAACAUAUUUCAGUAGUGCUCUAUCCACACUUAAUUUAACAUCUAAAUCAUCCGUUAAAUUAACCUGCAAAACAUCUAGUAACAGAUCUAGCAGAGAUUUGGAAGAUUCCUCAAUGGAUGAAGGAAGUGCAGAUUUUCAGGAGAGAAGUUCAAUUGCAUCCUUUGGUUCAAGCAAUACUACUGAUAGUGAAAAGGGUGUAGGUGAUAUAGUGACAGUCAUUGAAGACUAUGCAGCUUCUCCUGCAUCUCAAGAACUAAGUGUUCGUGCAGGUCAACAGGUAGAAUUGGUUGAAAGUAUAACCCCAAAUGUGGAUUGGUGCUUUGUAAGAAUUGUUUCUACAGACAGUAACCAUAACACUCCAUCUGAAGGUUUGGUUCCAAUUUCUUGUUUGAAACUGCCAUCAAAUAUGAAAAAUUCAUCAUCUAAAACAAGUGUAGAAAACGAAGAUUCAGUUUUAUCAUGUGAUGUGAGUCCCAGUAAUUCAUAUCCUCCUCUUCUUCCUUCAUUACCAGUAACAAAAAGACGAGGGACUUUUCGUUUAGGUUUGAUGGAAUGUGGCAACAUUACAUAUGGACCAUCUGUCAAGGGGGGUGCUCUCAGGGAAACUUUCUUUGGGAAAUUUGACCCUGCUAAGGACGUUAGACAUGUGAAGAAAAUCCAAAAAAUUCCACUUGGUCAGUAUGUUGAUAAGUUGUUGAGUAGCAAGGAGGAUAUGGGAAAUAAAUCAUCACUGCCUGGACAGUCUAUUAAACAACCAACAGAUGAACCUUUCAAUGAGAAAUUGACAAUAAAAUCAACUCGUCUUCUACAAAAGUCUCAGUCAUUAGAUUUAACAGCUGGAAAUAUUGCAGAGGAAGAUGAUGUUUGUGACGUGGAAAUACCGCCACCGAUGAAAAUACAAGAUCAUACAUUCACACAAGUUCAACAACCAAUUUUGGAAAAAUGUAGUGAAAAGGGGUCAAUUCCACUAAUUUUGCAAGCACCAGAAGGAGCUUCUUCGGCAGAUAUGGCUUCAGAAAUUGAACAAAUUGUGAAAGAGAGAAUGGAACAGCACAUUGAAAAUACUGAACUUCCUUCAAAUAAUAAACCUACAGAUCCAGAAGUAAGACAAGCUGAUGAAAAUGAAGGAUCAUUUAAAAGUGAUGAUAAAAAACUUAAUUCUGCAGAAACAAAUAUAGAGUUUGAGAAAGAGAAAGCACUACAAAAAAGACAAUUUGUUCUGCAAGAGUUAGUGGAAACAGAAAAGGAUUAUGUUAGAGAUCUAGGAAAUGUUGUUGAGGGCUAUAUGGAAUAUAUGAAGUCUUCAGAUUCUGCCGUUCCUGAAGAUUUAAAGAAUGGUAAAGAUAAAAUUAUCUUUGGGAACAUAGAAGCUAUAUAUGAAUGGCAUCGAGAUUUCUUUCUGGCUGAGUUGGAAAAAUGUCUUGAUGAGCCAGAUCAUUUAGGAUUAUUAUUUCGUCGUUACGAACGUCGAUUAAAUAUGUAUGUAGUAUAUUGCCAAAAUAAACCAAAGUCCGAAUACAUUGUUUCAGAAUAUGUUGAAACGUUCUUUGAGGAGUUAAGACAGAAGUUUGGUCAUAAGUUACAAUUGCCUGAUUUGCUCAUUAAGCCAGUACAACGUAUUAUGAAAUAUCAAUUGCUGCUCAAGGAUAUACUGAAAUAUACAGAAAAGGCAGGUUUGAAGGAUGAAGCACAAAAUUUGAGAAAAGCCGUCCAUAUAAUGCAUAUUGUACCUAAAGCUGCAAAUGAUAUGAUGAAUGUUGGUAGAUUACAAGGCUUUGAUGGAAAGAUUACAGCUCAGGGUAAACUUCUAUUACAAGGUAUACUUCAAGUCAGUGAUGCCAGCACAGGUGGUAAAAUGAAAGAACGUCAAGUUUUCCUAUUUGAGCAAAUCAUUAUUUUUAGUGAAGCUGUUGGCCAAAAAACCCAAUUUUCUAAUCCUGUCUAUAUUUAUAAAAAUCAUCUUCAGGUUAACAAAAUGUCACUAGGAGAAGAAACUGAUGAUGAUGAUUGCAAAUUUGUAUUAAAAUCUAAAGAUCCAAUGCAAGAAGGACUUAAAUUUAUUGUACAGUGUCCAUCUCAGGAAAUAAAGAAUGAAUGGGUUGAUAAAAUUCGCAAUAUCUUAGAUACUCAAUUAGAUUUUUUAAGAGCUCUUCAGUCACCUAUUGCUUAUCAAAAGGAAUUAACCAAAGAUAUGUCUGCACCAGAACUUGGAUGUUUAUGGAACCCUUCGUUGCGAAAAACUCUUUCUCAUCCUGCUGCAGCUCAUCAUAAAACUGGUAAAUCUAUUAGCACUGAUUUAAUUGGUUAUUCCACCACAUCAAAGUCUCUGCGACAGCCUAAUCGUGAUAAGAAAAUUCGAUCUCAAGAAGUUUCUAUAAACGAACUUAAAAAAGUGCCCAGUUCAGCGAAUUCUCUUAGAUGUAAUGAACAGGAAUCAUCAGUUUCUACAUCUGAGAAAAUUCCUGAAUCUUCAGCUCUAAUAACUCAUGGAAAUUAUAAUUCUGUUAAUAUUGCUGAUAAUCAAAGGAAACAUUCUUUUCCACUUGAGAGAAGAUCUAAUCAGUCGCAAUUAAGUCCUCCAAAAGGGAAAAGAAACUUUUUUGAAGGUUUUCGUAAUACACUACGUUCAAAAUCAAAAGUGGAUACAAAUGUUAGUAAUACAAAUGGUGGUACAAAUGUUUCUUUAUGUUCAAGUCAUAGUUUAGAUUCGGCGUCUACCACUACUCGUUCAGACUAUAAGCAAGAAUUAGAAGUCGCAAAAGAAUCGGGUGUUGCCAGGAGGUGGUCCGAAACUCAUUCUCCUCAUUCUGUGCGGCCAAGUUCUGUUUCGAAUGUAUUAGAUUCAUCAACACAUUAACAGAUCCUACGAAUGGCAGAUUGUUUCUUUAUUCAAAGUUAUCGAAACAUUUUUAUUAUUCAUCGGAACUCGUGGAAGCUCUUCCAUUACAUGGUGGUAAACUUACUCCUUGUACUCAUUGUGAUAUUUUGUCUGUCACGUGUUCAAGUGUAUCACUUGGGAUAACGUGUCAUUAAUACCGCCACCAAGUCAAAUGCAUGAUCUUGCUCAGUGCACCCAGACCUCUAGCUUUAUGAACUUGGUGUCAUUUGCCAUAGAGCAGUUUGCACUAACUGCAAAACUAUGCAUCCAACAUUCAUUGGAAUUAUUGUAAAUAUAUGUGUAUAUAUACCUAUACAGUAUAUAAAUAUAUAUAUUGGUCCAAAGUGACCUUCUGUAGACGAGUGUAACUGCCUUGUGCAUUGAACAUUGAAAAGAAAAUAAAGAAUUGCGUUGAUGUACGAUGACAUUUUAAUGAGUGCCAUAAAAUAAUUUCAUAUUAUAAAAUUAUGUUAUAUUAUGUUCAUAAAGGAAAACUGUUUGAAGUCAAAUUUCGCUAAUCUGAAGUUUUGUAAAAUAAAAUAUAUAAAUCCAGUUCAAAAUUAUGCAAAAGUGUGUUUAGUUAUGUUU
This is a messenger RNA of Centruroides sculpturatus (bark scorpion), 8565 nucleotides long. It is a transcript of the gene trio, whose product is annotated as triple functional domain protein-like. Gene Ontology annotation, molecular function: protein binding; guanyl-nucleotide exchange factor activity. Gene Ontology annotation, biological process: intracellular signal transduction. The record is from RefSeq and is a predicted model, not a curated record. The coding region runs from base 316 to 7956 and encodes 2546 amino acids. The transcript has 51 exons. Gene Ontology annotation, cellular component: cytoplasm. Lineage: Eukaryota; Metazoa; Arthropoda; Arachnida; Scorpiones; Buthidae.